AGCAGCGCGUCGCGUCUCGCCCAGUGCGCGUCCGAGGAGAAGGCAACGAUGGACAUAACGGACCAGGGAGCUCAAAUGGAGCCGCUGCUUCAGUCGGAACAAAGCUCCCAAGAGAACAAAGAGGUGAGAACUGAUGAGGAGGCAGUGGUGGACCGCGGGGGAACACGAUCUAUGCUCAACACCAACUUUGAGAAAGAGGAGCUCGAAGGUCACCGCACACUCUACAUUGGGGUUCACGUUCCCCUGGGCAGGAAGUCACACCGACGUCACCGUCACCAUGGACACAGACACAGGAAGAGGUCCAAGGAGAGGGACUCCGGGGUGGACGACGGACGGGAAUCGCCCUCCCACAACACACCAGCCCAGAGGGUGCAGUUCCUGCUGGGGACAGAGGACGGCGACGAGGAGCACAUCCCCCAUGCCCUCUUCACCGAACUGGACGAGAUCUGCCUGAGGGAAGGGGAGGACGCCGAGUGGAAGGAGACAGCCAGGUGGCUUAAAUUCGAGGAGGACGUGGAGGACGGAGGGGAGCGCUGGAGUAAGCCCUACGUAGCCACCCUGUCUCUACACAGUCUGUUUGAGCUGCGCAGUUGCAUCAUGAACGGGACGGUGAUGCUGGACAUGAGGGCUAACUCUCUAGAGGAGAUAGCAGACAUGGUUCUGGAUCAGCACGAGGUGUCUGGUCUGGUAGGGCAGGAUGCCAGGAGGAGGAUUCGCGAGGCUCUUCUUAAACAGCAUCACCACCAGAACCACAAAAAGCUGGCCAACCGCAUCCCCAUCGUGCGCUCCUUUGCAGACAUCGGCAAGAAGCAGUCGGAACCACACUCCAUGGACAAAAACGGGCAAACGGUCUCGCCCCAGUCCCAGCCGGCGAACAGCGAGGGCAAACAGGACGUUAGCCGGGAAAACAGCGCCGUGGACUUCAGCAAGAUUGACCUCCACUUCAUGAAGAAGAUUCCUCCCGGUGCAGAGGCCUCUAACGUCCUAGUGGGGGAGCUGGAGUUCCUGGAACGCCCGGUGGUGGCCUUCAUCCGCCUGGCGCCCGCUGUGCUGCUCAACGGCCUGGCCGAGGUUCCCAUCACCACCAGGUUUCUCUUCAUCCUGCUCGGCCCGCUGGGAAAAGGUCCGCAGUACCACGAGAUCGGCCGCUCCAUCGCUACCCUGAUGACUGAUGAGGUUUUCCACGACGUGGCGUACAAGGCGAAGGACAGGAAUGACCUGGUGGCAGGUAUUGACGAGUUUCUGGACCAGGUCACUGUGCUGCCCCCCGGGGAGUGGGACCCCUCCAUCAGGAUAGAGCCGCCGAAGAACGUCCCCUCUCAGGAAAAGCGGAAGGUCCCGCCUGUACCCAAUGGCAUGACAGAUCUUGGCGAGGCGGAGGAGCACGGAGGCCACGGGGGCCCUGAGCUUCAGCGCACCGGGAAGUUCUUCGGUGGGUUUGUCAUGGACAUAAAGCGCAAGGCGCCUCAUUACCUUUCCGACUACACGGACGCCAUCAGCCUGCAGUGUCUGGCCUCCUUCCUCUUCCUCUACUGCGCCUGCAUGUCUCCCGUCAUCACCUUCGGAGGACUGCUGGGGGAGGCCACGGAGGGACGUGUGAGUGCUAUCGAGUCGCUGUUUGGGGCCUCCAUGACCGGUAUAGCUUACUCCCUGUUUUCUGGGCAGCCCCUCACCAUACUGGGCAGCACGGGGCCUGUGCUGGUGUUCGAGAAGAUCCUCUUCAAGUUCUGCAAGGAGUACGGCCUCUCCUACCUCUCCCUCAGGGCCUGUAUCGGCCUGUGGACGGCCUUCCUGUGUCUGCUGCUGGUGGCCACGGACGCCAGCUCGCUCGUCUGCUACAUCACGCGCUUCACCGAGGAGGCCUUCGCUGCCCUCAUCUGCAUCAUCUUCAUCUACGAAGCCCUGGAGAAGCUGGUCCACCUGGGGGAGCACUACCCCAUCAACAAGAACAACAACCUGCAGAAGCUCACCCAGUACUGGUGUGCGUGCGUUGAGCCCAGGGACCCCAGCAAUGAGACUCUGCGCUACUGGGAGGAGAGGAACAUCACAGCCUCCCAGGUCAACUGGACCAUGCUGGAAGUCAAUGAGUGCGAGAUGUUUCGGGGGGAGUUUGAGGGCAGCGCCUGUGGCCCCCACGGCCCCUACAUCCCCGACGUGCUCUUCUGGUGCGUGGCCCUCUUCUUCUCCACCGUCUUCAUGUCCGCCUUCCUCAAGGAGUUCAAGACCAGCCGCUACUUCCCCACCAAGGUGAGAGCCAUCAUCAGUGACUUUGCCGUCUUCAUCACCAUCCUCACCAUGGUGUUAGUAGACUAUGCGCUGGGGAUCCCGUCACCGAAGCUUCAGGUGCCCAGCAAGUUCAAACCCACCAGAGAUGAUCGUGGGUGGGUUAUCAACCCUGUCGGUCCCAACCCGUGGUGGACCACCAUCAUCACCGUCAUCCCUGCGCUUCUCUGCACCAUCCUGAUCUUCAUGGACCAGCAGAUCACCGCGGUCAUUAUCAACAGGAAAGAGCACAAACUGAAGAAAGGCUGUGGCUACCACCUGGACCUGUUCGUGGUUGGGGUGAUGUUGGGGGUGUGCUCCGUGAUGGGCCUGCCAUGGUUCGUGGCGGCCACCGUCCUCUCCAUCUCGCACGUCAACAGCCUGAAGCUGGAGUCGGAGUGCUCGGCCCCUGGCGAGCAGCCCAAGUUCCUGGGCAUCCGGGAGCAGCGCUUCACGGGCCUCAUGAUCUUCACCCUCAUGGGCUGCUCCGUCUUCAUGACCUCCGUGCUGAAGUUCAUCCCCAUGCCCGUCCUGUACGGUGUUUUCUUGUACAUGGGGGCUUCGUCGCUCAGAGGCAUCCAGUUCUUCGACCGUCUGAGGCUGUUUGGCAUGCCGGCCAAGCACCAGCCGGACUUCAUCUAUCUCCGUCACGUCCCCCUGAGGAAGGUCCACCUCUUCACCAUCAUCCAGCUCAGCUGCCUGGCUCUGCUGUGGAUCAUCAAGACCUCCAGGGCUGCCAUUGUCUUCCCCAUGAUGGUUUUGGCCCUGGUGUUCAUUCGCAAGCUGCUUGACUUCAUCUUCACCAAGAGAGAGCUGAGCUGGCUGGACGACCUGAUGCCAGAGUGGAAGAAGAAGAAGCUGGAGGACGCACAGGAAGAGGAGGAGCACAGCAUCAUUGCAGAGGAGGAAGGCAUUGUACAAGUCCCGCUGGAGGGACACUAUAAGAGCGACCCCGCCACAGUCAACAUCACUGAUGAGAUGUCCAAAGGCUCUUUCGGGAACGUGUGGAAGAGUGUCAACCCCGAGAGCGCCAAGAAGGAGCCCAGCGCUAAAAGCUCCCCAUCCUAACCCCCUCAGAAGCUGAUAUCCAAAGCUCAUCCGGCGGUGGCGAGAAGAGACACAAACGGAGGCGACACGAGAGGAGCUUGGACCGGGAGACCAGUUUGUGAUGACACGUACCGGCUGUGCCGCUGUGCCCGUGGAAUGGGAGACGAAAGCAAAACACGAGAAAGGAAGGAAAAAAAAAAUCUGAAAAAAUUAUUCCGUGCCACACUCGACCACCUUUGUACUGUUCUGCACUGUGUUUUCGUCGUGUCAGUAUGUGUGUAACUUACG
Lampris incognitus (smalleye Pacific opah) is the source of this 3597-nucleotide messenger RNA. RefSeq names its product sodium-driven chloride bicarbonate exchanger-like. Gene Ontology annotation, molecular function: sodium:bicarbonate symporter activity; solute:inorganic anion antiporter activity; monoatomic anion transmembrane transporter activity. Lineage: Eukaryota; Metazoa; Chordata; Actinopteri; Lampriformes; Lampridae. The coding region runs from base 49 to 3330 and encodes 1093 amino acids. The record is from RefSeq and is a predicted model, not a curated record. Gene Ontology annotation, biological process: bicarbonate transport; transmembrane transport; regulation of intracellular pH. Gene Ontology annotation, cellular component: basolateral plasma membrane; plasma membrane. The transcript is spliced from 27 exons.